AUGUCCCAAAACAACAAGUACGUUUUUACAAAGGUUUCGUUUGUUUUCAUCGAGUCUGUGCUCCACAGUGGUAAAACCGUGCCGUACGGGCUGUAACUGCUGUAUUAUGAGUACCCAUCGAUUUUCAGACCACUUUACAGGAUAAAUGCAUUAAAGUAGGAGUCUGUAACUUUAUUAGAUGAGACACGUAAUGAACGUGAAUGUAAGGGAAUAACACAACUUUCCCACAUCCAAAGAGAUUUAACACAUUUUAAUCAACACCGAAUGUGCAAGUUUGUCUGUUAAGAAAUACGAAAAAGUGGGAUUGAGUGUAUUAACAGAACUGUGCAAUAGGGGAGACCGGGGUUGGUUGUGACAUUCUGUACUCGUGAGUGAAUUACUCCUGAUAUGUCUUACAGAAAGUCAUUUUGUCUUAUCUUUGCAGCUUAAUUGAUUAACUAUUAACCCUCAAAGACACCUCAACAACAAAGUGACAACCCCCUCCAUCAGGGGUUUAGGUGCCACUGUGUACAUGGUUGUUGUUAGUGUAGUUUUCAAUGUAAUUCAGUUCUAGCUUUUAGAGCUUGUCACCAAAUUAGUUUCUAAGAAAAGUAACAACUCCAUAACACUUUUCUGUGUUUGAAUUAUCACCUUGAAAGGAAUUUGUUUACUGUUACAAAAUAGUAAAGAUUGCAGUAUAAAAGUCUAAAUUUGUCAGUGUGUGUGAGAGAUGUGGGGAUAAAGAAUUUAUGUUUGCAUUUUAUCAGAAAAACUUUUGAGACAGAAGAGACUGUGGCAGGUGUUUGCUGUACCAACUUUCUUUCUGCACCAAAAAAAAAAGAGAAAUUAAAAAAAAGACAAUUACAAGAAGUUUUGGGGUUACAGGGAUGACCCUGAUAGUAGCCUAAUUAUAAUGUUCAAAUUUUCUCAACAAGUAGCUUCACAUGAGCAGGUGUGUGACAAUCAGCCCUGGCUGACUUUCUCAGCAAAGAUUUUAAAGACUAAUCUCCUGAAAGCGUCAAUAGAAAAUAAUUUUUCUAAAAAAAAGUAGACCUCAUAAAAAUCACAAAGUGCCAUUUUACUCCAGUGUUUUUUCUGAGAUAGCUAACCCUGGUCUCCCCAGAAAGUGUGUGCAAGGUAGAGAAAAAAUAACCCAGAGCUGGAUAGAGAGCCUGAAUAGAACAGAAAUGUCUCUGAGGGUGUGUGAGAAUUCAUAUUUGGACAAACUUGGCCUUUUUGAAUGAAGAAGCAGAGUUUUAAGAAAGCAGCAGUUAGCAUUAAUCCUACUGCCAUGCCUCUCAUAGUUGUCUUUCUGGUAGGAUUUCUGGUGGUAUACUCCUGGUAGAUACAAAUUUCUCAAAUUGUGUCUCACCAAGUGUGUAUUACUUGUAGUAUCAUGGACUAGAACUGAACUGCCACCACCGGAAUAACACUCUCACCUAAAGCUCUGUGUUUUGUUAAAGCUCAAAGCAGCCACAUGCACCAAGGUUGGCAGAAUCUGAAUCUGGAUCUGGAUCUGGAUCUGAAGAUGAAGAAGAUAAGUCUUUUUUUAGGCUGUAAGUAACUUUUAACAGUCAGGACACUGAGUUAUAUUUAAACAGUACUGUUUCAAACUACUUGGCUUUGUUGUGUUGCUUUUUCUGCUGUAACAGAUGAUUAACUUUGUCCUCUCUUUGUGUUGCGAAAGUCUUCGGAAAACUCCAAGAUGUAAAGUAGUUUCUCCUGAGCCCAGCUGUUUGUCAUUGAAGAGUGACAUGUCAACUGACCGCCUGAUUGAUUUUAAGCGACAACAACGGCUGCUCAGGGAAAGAGGUAAACUGUCUUAAACAUGUAAGAGUGAAUAAAAUUUUGUUGAGUACUCCUGUCUUGUUGACAGGUAAUUUGUCAUCAACAUCCUCUGUAGCCUGGGACUAAAGGGUGAAAUUUCCUUUCUUUUGUCUCUCCUUGUCUUGCACUACCUGUAGAAGGUUUCUCGAAAAGACAAUUUGAUGCAGAACUCAGCUGUUUGUCAUUGAAGAGUGACAUGUCAACUGACCGCUUAAUUGACUUUAAAGGACAACACCCUUUGUCUGCACGGAGGUAAGCUAUUCUUGUGGUUGAACAUUACUUGUUUUAGUCGUUUGUUUAAUUGAGCCUGGCUGCAAAUUUAUGCACAUAUAUGUAAAAACAUAUAUAAAAUUAUAUAGAGACAUAGAUCAAUAGAUACACACAUUCACCUGACUAGAUUUACCACCAUAUUGUCCUUUAUACACAGUGUUCCAUCGGAAAAAAAUACAAAAAUCAUUGUGAAAAAAUAUUGUAUUUUAACUUUGUAUUUAAAUGUACAUGUAAAGUCCACUUGGUUUCUUCAGGACCCCUUAAUUUCUAAACCAGAAUACUUGUGGGAGGCCUCAAACCUUGUUUUUACCUGUGCAUUAGACUGAAACCACAGCUCACGUACAUCCAGGUAGCUCUGUACCCUUCACACACAGUCUUCACACACAGUCUAUUGUACACAUCGUUGAAAAAAGGCUAACUGCAAGCCCUUGGAUUGUUUCCCUUGGAAUUGGACAUUUCCAAUAUCACUGCCCUCGGCCUUCCUCUGCCUUUGCAGCCACAGAGCAUGUCCUUCAGUGUUUAUCUUGUAAUAAUUGCACCAGCUGCACGACAUGUGUCAGCUCCAAGUUAAACAUAUUACAUUUGGAUUCAGUCACCAUGGAAACUGCUGACAUGAUGGAUAUUUAUGUUGCAUUAUCAAGCAGCACUUAGGUGAAGUACUGCAAAGUGACACAGACAUGGUGGCACAGAAGUAUGUAGUUCUUACAGUGGCACCGUACAUGCCCGUGUAGAGUCAACCAGUAUAAAUCUGGUUCACUUAUUGAAUAAUGGUGUCCUUGAUUGUAACCAGGCUUGGGGUUGAGAGCCACUGUGAUAAAGGGAGACCCAGAGUUCAGGAAGGCCAACCAGCAGUAACUCCUGUCUUUCAAUCACUGUAUUCAUUGUUUUACAGGACAUUUGCAUUGCGUUUUGUCCGUUUGGACAUUAUUUUUAACAGAUUUUCCAAAAUGUAUUAAUUGCUUUAUUGACUUUAAAGAAGAUGAGUCCCUUUUUUGGGGGCGUAAGUAACUUUUAACAGUCAUAUGACACCGAAUUAUGUUUAAACAGUACUGUUUCAAACUACGUGGCUUUGUUGUGAUGCUCUUUCUGCUGUAACAGAUGAUUAAUUUUGUCCUCUCUUUAUGUAGCAAAAGACGUCUGAAACAACCAGGACGUAAAAUAGUUUCUCCCGAGCCCAGCUGUUUGUCAUUGAAGAGUAACAUGUCAACUGACCGCCUGAUUGAUUUUCAGCAACAACAGCUGCCCAUACCAGGAGGUAAACUGUCUAAAACUUAGUUGAAUUUUGAUGAGUACUCCUGUCUUGUUGACAGGUGAUGCAUUAAUCAACAUCCUCUGUAGUCUAGGACUGAAGGGUGAAAUUUCCUCUCUUUUGUCUCUCCUUGUCUUGCAGGACCUGGAAUAGCUUUCAGGAGCAUACCAACUUUUUUAUCAUUGAAGAGUGACAUGUCAACUGACCGCUUAGUUGACUUCAAAAGACAACAACCUUUUGCUGCACAGAGGUAAGCUAUUCUUGUGGUUAAACAUAGCAUUACUUGUUUUAAUUGUUUGUUUAAUUGAGCCUGGCUGCAGGUUUAUAUGCAUAUAUGUAAAAACAUAUACAUAAAUAUAUAGAGACAUAAAUAGAUAGAUAGAUACACACAUUCACCUAACCAGAUAUACCACCAUAUUAUCCUUAAUAUAAAGUGUUCCUUUAAAAAAAAAAAAUACAGAAAUCAUUGGAAAAAUAUGUUUCAUUUUUACUUUGUUUUUAAAUCUUCUGUCUUUCUAAAUGUUAAGUCCAUUUGGUUUCUUCAAGACUUAUUAGUUUCUAAACCAGAAUAAUUUUGUGGAGGCCUCAAACCUUGUUUUUACCUGUGCAUCAGACUAAGAUUAUUUUAAUGGAUUUUUCAAAAUUCCUCUACAGAGCUAACCAGGACAACUCAGAGGUCUCCAGCAAGCAGAUCAACCAAGUAUUUCAGGUCUGUACAUGUACAUUUGUUCUUUUCAAAACUAUGUCCAUGAUGCUCUUUGAGAGCAGUGAAUUCCCUAUUUAUCCUGUAUUUGGGGCUGACACUGACUUUUAUGUUAUUCAUGUACCUUUUUUUUGGGCAGCCUCUUCGGAUGAACAUCAUUGCCUUUGUGAAUGACAAGCUGCAGGAGUUUGAGGAAGAUCUUUGUUACCCAGAAAUCUUGGCGAGUAAGAGGAAUAGUGAGGUUGAAGAGCCAAGCAGUGAGGCAGUUUGAAACAUCGCUGUUGACUUCCUGAGGCGGAGCAAUGAGGUUGUGCUGGCUGACCAGCUGCAGAGAAGUAAGAGGAUUUUUGAAAAGAUUUCACAUGCUGUGUAAAUGAGACUUUCACUAAUAACUUAAGGGAUUCUGUAUGGAUAAAUUCUUGGUCUUUUUUUCAGGAACUCCCACUUCAGUUGGCAAACAGAAACUGA
Molecule: messenger RNA, 4496 nt
Organism: Xyrichtys novacula (pearly razorfish)
Lineage: Eukaryota; Metazoa; Chordata; Actinopteri; Labriformes; Labridae
Source: the annotation of a GenBank genome assembly